Molecule: messenger RNA, 618 nt
Organism: Orbilia oligospora ATCC 24927
Lineage: Eukaryota; Fungi; Ascomycota; Orbiliomycetes; Orbiliales; Orbiliaceae
Exons: 4
Coding region: 1-618 (205 amino acids)
Cellular component (GO): nucleus
Source: RefSeq, a predicted model, not a curated record
AUGGAUUUUGCUUCAUUAGGCCUGGGAAGCCUCCCACGCCAGUCACUAGUCGAGGACACAGUCGACUAUUAUAUUCACUUGGUCCCGACAUCUACAGCUGCCGCAUCGCAGAAUGAUGUCAAGUCUGAGCUAGAAAAACUACUUCCAGAUAUCCUCAAGGCAAUCAAGCCUUUUACGGACGAUUUUAUCUGGCAGAGAGACGAGUUUAAACUUAAUAUUGCUGAGAAUGAUGCAAUCGCAUGUCUUCAUGGCCGGAUAGAAUUCGGAGAAUCCAUCGAUGAUGAGUGGUUCACAGUCUUCCUCUUGAGGGAGAUCAGCAAACUGUUUCCCCAGUUGUGGAUACGUGUAACUGAUACGGAUGGUGAAUUCCUGCUUAUCGAAGCAGCCCAUGCACUUCCUAAAUGGCUAAGUCCUGAAGUUGCGGACAACAGGGUGUGGAUAAGCAAUGGUGCACUGCGAAUUAUACCUAGAUCCAAAGACGAACGGGCAGCAGCCAAAGCUGGCCAGUUAAGUUCGCUGAGAGCCAAAGAUGCAAUCAGGUUUCUCGAAAAGUCCCAAGCCGAUUUGCUUCAUAUACAACUCGUCGAGGAAGAAGCCUUCUACCGCAUUUCAAAGUAA